Molecule: messenger RNA, 1793 nt
Organism: Bombus impatiens (common eastern bumble bee)
Lineage: Eukaryota; Metazoa; Arthropoda; Insecta; Hymenoptera; Apidae
Product: coiled-coil domain-containing protein CG32809-like
Exons: 5
Coding region: 114-815 (233 amino acids)
Cellular component (GO): cytoplasm
Source: RefSeq, a predicted model, not a curated record
CGUCCCUACAUCAUCAGCAGUUCAACGCGGCCCAGCAGCUACACCCCCUUCAUCCCCAUCAUCUGCCGCCGCCACACGGCCAAUACGGUACGCCGCCGACGCGUCAUACCACCAUGGAUCUCGAGAUGGGGACCAAGUCUCGCCAGAGAAAGUCGCCUCUUCCGCGCGGGUACCCACCUCCCUCUUCGACGAUGUUAUUCGAUGACGACCCGGGCAUCAUGUCCGAGGUGGAGACAUCGAGCACUGGAUUUCGACGGGGUGGUAAGCAAAGAAGCAGCCUCCCCGUCGUACGGACCCCCAGCAAAACUCUGGAGCGACCACUAGGUCUAGUGUUCCUGCAGUAUAGAAACGAGACGAAGCGGGCGCUCCUACCCAACGAAAUCACUAGCAUAGACACCGUUAAGGCUCUCUUCGUCAGAAGUUUUCCCAAACAACUCACUAUGGAAUAUCUAGACAGUCCUCACGUCAAGGUUUACAUACACGAUAGCAACAAGGACAUGUUCUACGAACUCGAAGAUCUCAGAUCGCAUCUGAGGGACAUCCGAGACCGCAGCGUCUUGCGACUGUUCGAGAGCACUGACGGUGUGACAGGGAUGCCAGGACCUUUGGGGAUACCGGGAACAGGAACAGGACUACCUCCUCACUGGGAAGACCAGAGCUAUUUCAGCGAGCCGGAAUUCGACAGCGAAUAUCAGCAUCAGCAUAUUCACAAAAGCAAGGUAAUCAGCUUUCGAACGUCUGCAAAAUGUAUAGCUUCGCUUCGUCGUUCCUCUUCGGGAACACGCAAAAGCUUCUCGCACUGUCGAUUUCCGUAAUACGUAACACCGACGCUUAAAUUUUAUACGUAUUCGCAUUAGGCAACGAUCCAUCACGACGUCGAUCGAGUUGAAAAUUCACUUUUGAAUUCCGUAUAUGGUAUUCGAUGACGUGAUAGAAGAAAAAGCUCUAACGCGGCAAACGGCCAAUGACAAACACAGGUUUUACAGUGAACGUUUUAUUCAUCUUAAACUCUAACAACUUCGCACGUUGAUUUUAAUCGUAUCUCUCUUUAAAUACUUCCGAGUAUGUGGCCGAUCGACGACAUUCGGUUCACAUCAGAAGUGUUUCUUCGAUCGACGAUUUCUUCGAUCAACGACGCGUUAAACGUCGCAAGCCGCAACUUGCAACUCUGACUAACCUAGACACGAGCCCGCGUCAAGAAUUAACCCAACGACGGAGCUGCUAUCGGAGAUCCAGCGGAGCAUAACUUAGGGUAAAAACAUAGCGAGCAGAUUUGGGUGGCGUUGUAGCCGACUAUUCAGCCGACUGUUGAGUCAGACGGAGGAUAGACAAAGCCGCUAAGCAACUCAGUCAGCCGAAUAGUCUGCUGCGGCACCGCCACUUACACCUGCUCGCUACUUUUUUACGUUUAGCUUAGCAUAGUUUUAGCUUCGCGAUGGAUUCCCUUAAUAAUAAAUACGUCUCCGUAUGCGAUCGGAGUGACUCUGUGUAAUCAAUAUCCGCCCGCGGCUAUCGUUUCUAUCCGCAACGCUUGUAAUCGCGUAAUCGAGCUAACGUGUUCGAGAUCCGUUGGCCUCGGGUUCACGGCACGUAGAAGAGAUCCUGUGUCAGCGAUAGCGGUCGGCUACCGAGACGCGAUAACCAUAAAUCUCUGGUCUAGUCGUGGUCGAUGCCGCGAAUGGACCCGAGCGGACCCGAGUUCGCCGAGUCUCGUCUCCUGUUUCCGUCGAAAACGCCUUGUUGACACUUUGAUGGCGUGAAACGUUGGCGAUUGCAACGGCGUACGAAUAGCG